Echinostoma caproni is the source of this 1119-nucleotide messenger RNA. The record is from the annotation of a GenBank genome assembly. Lineage: Eukaryota; Metazoa; Platyhelminthes; Trematoda; Plagiorchiida; Echinostomatidae.
AUGUAUCAUACUCCAGAGGGGGUUGUCCGCGCUGUUCUAUCCUUACGUGAAUCGGAUCGGUCAUAUUCCUGGUCCGCUGAUCUAGAUAUAUUCGAAGUCAUGAAACAAUCUCGAUACGUGCGCGAUCGAUUGACUGGUUUGGUCCCUACAACGGAACAGUUUGAAUCUAUAUUCAAUCCCACGGGGAUUUGUAUCCCACCUUCCGGUUCACCGUCUCGUCCACGGUCCCAGUCCAUCUUGUUGGACGGUCAUAACGGUAUUAAUCGGCGCAGCGUAGUGAUUCAACAUAUUGCUGAUGGCAGAAAUAAUGAUAUAUUACAUCAUUUAAAAUCAAAAUUAAAUUCCCACUUGAGCAACGGUCUUCCAGAACAGAUGGAUGUGAUCGACGGCCGCAUAGCUGUCAAGCAACUGGAUUUCGCGAACAUUUUGGUAAAAAACAAACGACCUAGAAGCGUCAGUGGGUUACAACCUCUUGAGUCAGCCAAAAGACGUCGAGUGGAAGACAACGGUAUACAAGAUGGGAGCUCCCCAAUAAAACCACUAAAUGGACCAAUGCGAGGAAACUCUCCUGUAAACGCAUUUCCAUUUCUGGGUGCCGAGUUACUCACACAGUUGGAGAAAGAACUAGCCGACGUCGGUCCUUUGCAUGUGGCACGUAAGGUUCCAUCUCCUGAACAUCCGCUCACUCUGGUUGAGUGUUUACAAUUGCAACUGUUUGGUAGUUUAUCCAUAUGGAAUCUUCCCCGAUUGUACAUAUCCCGUCUGCCCAUCCACAGGUUACUCUGUUCGUGUUCCGCUGUGAUUGCCAAACCUCCCAGGCCCUCUGCGCCGUCCCUUCAGUCCAAUUCUUCCCUUGCGGUCCACACUUGUCAGGCCGAUCAACCCGAACACUGUAUAUCUCCCUAUCAUAUAACCACCCAAUUAUCACCACCAUCAUGUCUUUCUUGUGCGGUUAAUUUGUUGUAUCGCUUCACCGAGCGUUCUCGGUGGCUGUCCGUAACCCAGUCUCUGCCUGCCAGUCAUGGUUUUCUCAAUCAUUGUGCUCCUCCGGAUCUUACCGGGCUCACCCCAUGCGGUCGUCUGUUUCUCGACUCAGGUAAAUCGAUUGCCGUUGACUAA